ACUGUAUGACUUUGUAUUUGAAAUACAAAUAUUUGAAUUUGUUGUUGGUUUUAGUCGUCUAUUGUUUAGGAGACGCUUUCUACAUCCAUUAUAUAUUACUUUUUUCAUGUUUUUUGUGAUUUUUUUUUUUUCUUCUUCUUCCACUUGAACUACAAGCCUUUUGUGUUUCCUCAACAUUUUUAGUUGCAACACAAAUCUCAUAGCUACACAAGAUAUCUAAUUAUAUUUCUGUCCAAAAAAAAAUUUAUAUAUAAUCAUAUUCAUUUUCCAAAUCCAAUUAAGCCCUCAAUUAUAAGUGAAACCUUGAAUGCCACAAACGUUUUUAGUUUUAUUUUUAUUCUUGUCCUAAUAGUUUAGGGCACUUUGGAAAGUUUGUACAAUUGUGAGAAAAAUUGGACUUUAGGCUUCCUUUGUUGGACUUCAUUUAGUUUCGCCUAUGUCUAAGUUGCUAGUUAUUUCUUGUUUGGUCUUCUCUUUGGAGUUGGGGUCUUGCUUCUUUUUCUUUUUUUGCUUUCAACAUUUUUUUUUUCAUCAUUUAUUUACAAAUUAAAACUGAAAAAUUAGAAACUGUAAACUGAAAUGGUUGUAAACUCGCCUAAACUAAACAAGACCAACCACUUGUAUUUAUUUUUAGGGUAUACUAGUGAUUUGCCCCUUGAAAUUGUACCUAACUUUCAAUUAACCCCCUAUUCUUUUUUAUUAUAUAGAAAAUUAAGGAUAUGAACUUCUUUUUUUUGCCACUUUCCCCCGACCGUCUAAAUUCUCAUUAUUUCAUCUAAUUUUUAGUUAAAUGAUUUGUUUGGGAAAAAAAAACUUUUUGAAGAAAAAGAAGAAAAUUGACCACACACACACACAAAAAAAAAAAAAAAACAAAAAAACAAAAAAAAAAAACUGAACUGGCAUUCCUAUCGCCUCCCUCCCCCAGCUCUAUCUCCUCCAGCACAUCAACCCCAUCACAACACAGCUAAAAACCCUAAAACCCAGCCAAAAAAAAAAAAAUUCCCCAAAUUGAAUGAGUCUUUGUUUGAGAAAGGCAUGGAAGUACUGAUAUGGACGAGGAGGAGAUUCAAGCCCAAGCAUGUAAGUUCCCAAGAAUUGGAAACGGCAGCAGCAGUGCCACUAACCCAGCUGCCGACGACGAAGAUCAAGACCCAUCGUGUCUAGCCCUCAAGAGGGCUGACAACCGCUUCCGCGAGUGGCACUACUCCUGCAUCAUCCACGUCUCGAGGGCCUCCGGCUACAAAGAUCGGCACAACAAGGUGUGGACUUCAAAGGGGCUCAGAGACCGAUCCCCCAGCCCCAUCCCCAUGCGAGAUUCACCCCUAGAUCGCCGCCUAACGCCAUCAUACAUACAACCACCCCAUCCCCACCCGAAACGGAUGCUAGUUUGGGUCUGAAGGUGGGUGAGAGAAGGUUGUGCAAUCUAAGAGAGAGUUCCAUUCUUGAUAGUUUUUGUUUGCAGAGAGAGAGAGAGAGAGAGAGAGAGAGAUGGCAAUGAAGAAAACUUCAGAUGAAAGGAAGGCGUUGAAGUACUUGAAGCCAGAUGGGGAAGAAGACCUCCUCUGCCUAAAAACAGAGCACAACCCAAAGGAGCCCAUGAAGCUGACUUUGAGCCCAUCUCAAGAUCAAACCAAGGCUGAGCCAUGGUUGUUCAAACCAAAACCUGGCAGUGUCUUCCCUAUGAAGAAGAGUGAAGAAAUCAUGAAACGGAAGGCAGAGCAAGAAUUAGAAGAAAGAGGGAAAAAGCAGAGGAUGUGGUGGGGUGAUGGAAAUCAGUGGGAGAGAGGGGAGAUGAUCGGAGAAGGAAGCUAUGGGUCUGUUUUUCUUGCUUUUUGGAAAAAACCCCUUUGGGAGCUUAAUCUAAAUGAUACACCUCCAGCUCCAGUCAUGGCAGUCAAAUCUGCUAAGCUCUCUGAUUCAGAAUCCAUUCAGCAUGAGGCAGGCAUUCUCUCUGAUUUUAUAGGGUCCCCUUUUGUAAUUCAGUACUUGGGUGAAGAAAUGACAACCAUUGAUGACACAGGUGAAGAAAUAUUCAACUUGGCUUUGGAAUUUGCUGCUGGAGGAACCCUUGAUGGUCUGAUUCAGAGCUAUAGAGGUCAUGGGCUGCCUGAGUCUGAUGUGAGGAGCUACACAAGGUGCAUACUUGAAGGGCUUAUACAUAUUCACAAUUGUGAUUAUGUUCACUGUGAUUUGAAGCCGGAGAACAUCCUUCUUGUUCCUAGUGAUACUAGCACCAGUGGUAGUUCUAGUUUUGUGGCCAAGAUUGCUGAUUUCGGAUUGACUAAGAGCACCAAAGAUGAUAUGGAUGGAUGGAGAGGCACUCCUAGGUAUACAGACCCAGAUGCUUUGAUUGAUAAUGUGCAGAAGCAGUGUUCUGAUAUUUGGUCUCUUGGUGCUAUUGUGCUUGAGAUGUUAACAGGCAAGCCCCCCUGGGAUGUGGAGCCUGAUUCGACACUUGAUGAUUUCCUGGACAUGGUUGCUGGGGAAAUAACUCCCAAAAUCCCUACUGAAAUCUCUGGUUUGGCAAGGGAUUUUCUUAUGAAGUGUAUUGCAGUCAACUCAUGGGAAAGGUUUACCGCUCAAAAGCUCCUACUUCAUCCAUUUGUACAGGAGCCACAACUAUCUGAACCAAGUCAUGCCAAGGUGAAGGUGCUUAGCUCAUCUUUGGGCUCUGAAGAUGGUGCCUCUUGCUUGAAACCAAUUGAAGAUUACCGCACAAACUCUGCCCCUGUUCCCAGAAUUCAGCCCUCACCGGGUUUUGAGAUACCAGCUGGACUAUAGAAGUUGAGGUUCUAUUUCAUGAUACAAACCUUAUGAUUCUUUAUUCUAGUAUUUUUUUUAUUUGUAAAGUCGAUCACUUGAAAUUAUUCAUUUCAAGGUCAUAACCACGAAAUUGUACAAAAUGAUUCAAACAUAUAUACGAGUUGUUCUUUACUU
Messenger RNA from Prunus persica (peach), 2937 nucleotides. RefSeq names its product mitogen-activated protein kinase kinase kinase 2. The coding region runs from base 1489 to 2781 and encodes 430 amino acids. The record is from RefSeq and is a predicted model, not a curated record. Gene Ontology annotation, molecular function: protein kinase activity; ATP binding. Gene Ontology annotation, biological process: protein phosphorylation. Lineage: Eukaryota; Viridiplantae; Streptophyta; Magnoliopsida; Rosales; Rosaceae. The transcript is spliced from 2 exons.